CCCUGGGCAAGGUGGCUCGCUCAGGCAGGUAGCAACGGGGGAGUGUGCACCUGUCAGCAGUCAAGCUCAGCCGCACUGCGAGACGAGGUGGAGCGAGCAGAGGGAGUGAGUCAACCAUGGACAAGUUGAAGUGCCCGAGCUUCUUCAAGUGCAGAGGGAAGGAGAAAGUGACAGCUUCAUCUGAGAAUUUCCAUGUUGGUGAAAAUGAUGAGAAUCAGGACCGUGGUAACUGGUCCAAAAAAUCGGAUUAUCUUCUAUCUAUGGUUGGAUAUGCAGUGGGCCUGGGAAAUGUGUGGAGAUUCCCCUAUUUGACCUACAACAAUGGCGGAGGUGCCUUCUUGAUACCUUAUGCGAUCAUGCUCGCGCUGGCUGGUUUACCCUUGUUCUUUCUGGAGUGUUCACUGGGACAAUUUGCUAGCUUAGGUCCAGUUUCAGUUUGGAGGAUUCUUCCAUUGUUUCAAGGUGUGGGAAUUACGAUGGUCCUGAUUUCCAUUUUUGUGACAAUCUAUUACAAUGUCAUAAUUGCCUAUAGUCUUUUCUACAUGUUUGCUUCUUUUCAAAGUGAGUUACCAUGGAAAAAUUGUUCGGUUUGGGCAGAUGAUAACUGUAGCAGGUCGCCUAUAGUUACUCAUUGUAAUGUGAGUACAACGAUGGGGGACAUCAUCCGAGUAAAUAAAAGCUGGUUAAGCACCCACAAUUUGACCUGCAUCAAUGGAAGUGAGGCUUAUCAGCCAGGACAGCUUCCCAGUGAACAAUAUUGGAACAAAGUGGCGCUCCAGCGGUCAAGUGGAAUGGAUGAGACUGGGGUAAUUGUGUGGUAUUUAGCACUUUGUCUUCUUCUGGCUUGGCUCAUAGUCGGAGCAGCGCUAUUUAAAGGAAUCAAGUCUUCUGGCAAGGUGGUAUAUUUCACAGCGAUUUUUCCCUAUGUCGUCCUACUCAUCCUGUUAAUCCGAGGUGCGACUCUGGAGGGUGCGUCGAAAGGCAUUUCGUACUAUAUUGGAGCACAGUCAAACUUUACCAAACUUCGGGAAGCUGAGGUUUGGAAAGACGCGGCCACUCAAAUAUUUUACUCCCUUUCGGUGGCUUGGGGCGGCUUAGUUGCUCUAUCAUCUUACAAUAAGUUCAACAACAACUGCUUCUCAGAUGCUAUUGUAGUUUGUUUGACAAAUUGCCUCACGAGCGUGUUCGCCGGAUUUGCUAUUUUUUCUAUAUUGGGACACAUGGCUCAUAUAUCGGGAAAGGAGGUCUCUCAAGUUGUAAAAUCAGGUUUUGAUCUGGCGUUCAUUGCUUAUCCAGAAGCUCUAGCCCAACUCCCAGGUGGGCCAUUUUGGUCCAUAUUAUUUUUCUUCAUGCUUUUGACUUUGGGUCUCGACUCUCAGUUUGCAUCCAUUGAAACGAUUACAACAACGAUCCAAGAUUUAUUUCCCAAAGUGAUGAAGAAAAUGAGGGUUCCUAUAACUUUGGGUUGCUGCUUGGUGCUGUUUCUCCUUGGUCUCGUCUGUGUGACUCAGGCUGGAAUUUACUGGGUUCAUCUGAUUGACCACUUCUGUGCUGGAUGGGGCAUUUUGAUUGCGGCUAUACUGGAAAUAAUAGGAAUCAUCUGGAUUUACGGUGGGAACAGAUUCAUUGAAGAUAUAGAAAUGAUGAUUGGAGCAAAAAAGUGGAUAUUCUGGCUUUGGUGGAGAGCUUGCUGGUUUGUCAUUACACCUCUUCUUCUGAUUGCAAUUUUGAUCUGGUCAUUGGUGAAAUUUCAUAGGCCUAAUUAUGCCAAAAUUCCGUACCCUGACUGGGGAGUUGCUCUAGGCUGGUGUAUGAUUAUUUUCUGCAUUAUUUGGAUUCCAAUUAUGGCCGUCGUAAAAAUAAUUCAAGCUGAAGGAACUAUCUUCCAACGCAUCGUAAGCUGUUGUAGACCAGCUUCUAACUGGGGUCCGUACCUGGAACGACAUCGUGGGGAGAGAUACAAAGACAUGAUAGAUCCUAAAAAAGAGACUGACCAUGAAAUACCUACUGUCAGCGACAGUAGAAAACCAGAAUGAGAUCUAAUGUUUUAAACAGAUGUGGUCAUGUAAAGUGAUAACUUUAGAAUCAAGGAAAAUUUUAUUUAUUUGUAGGUUAAUUGAGUAGAAAAAUGUAUAUACUAUGUCCAUAAUAGUAUAAACUUGUUUUCCCAUUUAAGCAGGAAUGUGAUAUAAUGUGAAUCUACUAAUACUUAACAAUGUGAUUAUUAUAUUUCUUUUUAGAUCAUCUAUCUGUAUAACACAUACGCAGCUGUCUCUAUUUCACAAUAACACUUUUGUAAAUAUUACCAUAAUAUUUUUCUAAUAUGCUGAAGACUUUAUUUUGAGCCGGUUAUUUAGAAAAUUGUUAUAUUUUCUAUUAUACAAGUUUUAAAAAAUUGUUUGCUAUAUUUUCUUAGUAUACAAGCUUUCUUUUCCAUAAAGCUGGGGAAAAUAAAAUCAGUAUAUUUAAAAGAAAGUAUUAAAGUUGAAGGCCUUAUUCAACUAUAAAUGCUAUACAUAUAUGCGGAAAACGGACUGUGUAUAUGAGCACUGUAGCUUAAUACAAUGGCUUCGAUCAAAUCUAAGAUCUUAUGAUUGUAAUAUAUAGUUAAGAGAUGAAGCAAAAUGUUUGUCUUAUUUGAGUAAGUUACUAUGUACACGUGGUAACUUAUUUACAUACUUAUAGGAGAUAAAUCUGUCAAACUUGUCAAGAAUGAAGGAAGGCAAUUAGAAAGUCCUAUGUCCCAGUUUCCUUACAGAAGAUAAUGAAAACAUAUCAUUGGCAGGUUCAUACAUCGAUUAGGUAUUACUGACCACUGGUUUAAACCUCACAGCCUGGGACGAUGAACAUUGCUGAAAUAUGCAAGAAACUUUUCAGCUAUUCUUAAAGGUUCUUAACUAGGGCUUCAGAGAACAUUUAAAACUGACAUUAUACAUAGUAUCUUUCUAUGUGUAUGUGUACAUGCAUUUUUCUGGGGAGAGAAUGUACAGCUUUCAACAGAAUACCAAAGGGAUCUGUGGUUCAAAAAAGUUUACGAACUGCAUCACUAUUUCUUCUGGCUUUUUGUUGUUGGCAAGUGAAGAAGGAAAGGAAUCAUUUUACGCCUUAAUUUCGGAUACAUUUUAAAUUCCUUUUCCUCUUCUUUUCUACUGAAGAUUAAGGGAGGAAGAGAUUAAGGUAUUAAAUUUAGACUGGUAACUUAUUUGGGGGGAAGGGCCAGGAAGUAGGUAAACAGAUAGGCUUAUGAUUGAAAAGUCUCAGGGAGCUAUGUACAAAUAUAUAACAUAAACUUGUGUUCGGUAUUUUAAGGAUUUUCUUUGAGGGUAAGUCAAAUGCUGUUAGUGAACUUCAACAGGUUAAUUCCUCACUUACACUGGAUUUUAUAAAAUAUUGGAAAUAGAUGGCUGAUGAGAGUUUAGAAAUACUUUUUCUGAUUCUUAGUCCACAUUACACUACAUGCAUCCCAUCAUUAUAUUUUGGUGCCAUUGGAGGCGUCGAUUUUUCACCAAAUAGAAAAACGCGUGCCAUUUUCUAUAGGUGAAUCUUGCAAUUCAGGGAAGCGUUAGGCACAUUUCUAAGGAAAUGAUACCAAAUUGGUGGGGGAGAGGGUGAUGGGGAGGCAAUCCCUUUCAAGAGCUGACUGCA
Messenger RNA from Acinonyx jubatus (cheetah), 3645 nucleotides. It is a transcript of the gene SLC6A14, whose product is annotated as solute carrier family 6 member 14. The coding region runs from base 117 to 2036 and encodes 639 amino acids. The transcript is spliced from 14 exons. Gene Ontology annotation, molecular function: L-proline transmembrane transporter activity. Gene Ontology annotation, cellular component: membrane. Gene Ontology annotation, biological process: sodium ion transmembrane transport. NCBI's taxonomy places the organism in Eukaryota, Metazoa, Chordata, Mammalia, Carnivora, Felidae. The record is from RefSeq and is a predicted model, not a curated record.